Molecule: messenger RNA, 480 nt
Organism: Oikopleura dioica
Lineage: Eukaryota; Metazoa; Chordata; Appendicularia; Copelata; Oikopleuridae
Source: the annotation of a GenBank genome assembly
AUGCACCUCCAAUUCGAAGAAAACAUUCGAAAACAUGGUUUCAAAGUUUGGAAAGAUGUAGAAGCAGAUGGCAAUUGCUUUUUUCACUCUGUUGUGUAUAUUCUCAACGCUUUGCAAGUGAAUAAGAAUGGAUUGACGCACAAGAGCCUACGUAAACAUGCUUGUGAAGAACUGAGAAAAAAUAUCGGCCAGUAUCUGAAUUUCAUAGACCGAGAUCCAUAUGAAUACCUCGAGGUGGGCACUUACGUAUUCAGAUAUUACGAUAUUCAGGCCAUGGCCCAGGACGGCGAAUGGGCGGACCACGUGAUCAUCCAAGUCGUCGCGGAACUGCUCGGGUGGCCAAUUUUACUCAUCAACUCGGACAAAGAUAAUGAGCUCGUCUUUUUGAAACCGAAAGAACUCGACAGUAGCCAAGGGCGAACGAUCAAUCUCGGUCACCUCAACAAUGAGCACUACAUUGCGCUUACCAGAAACCUGUAA